AUGAUGAGCCGUUUGGCUGUCUUGAGCGCCGUUUUCGGGUUUUGUUAUUCCCUUCAAAUUCAAAACCUUCCCGGGCAACCGAAUGCGAAUUUCAAGCAAUACUCUGGCUAUUAUUCGGUGGGAUCGGAUGGGAAUCAUCAACUGCAUUAUUGGUUCAUCGAGUCACAAAGUAAUCCCAGCACCGAUCCAGUGCUUUUGUGGCUGACGGGUGGUCCAGGGUGUUCGGGACUCUCAGCGCUUCUCACUGAAUGGGGACCAUUCUUUGUGAAUGCCGAUGGGGCGACUCUUCGAGCAAAUCCAUAUGGGUGGAAUCGAAAUGCUUCCGUUUUGGUGCUCGAGUCGCCAGCAGGAGUCGGUUUCUCGUGGUCAAAGAGUGGAGAUGUUUCAACAGGAGAUGAUCAGACAGCCUCAGAGAAUUGGGAUGCUUUGAAAGCUUUCUUCACUGAGUUCUCGCAAUAUCAAAAGAACGAUUUCUACGUGACUGGAGAGUCGUACGGUGGAAUCUAUGUGCCAACGUUGGUUCAAACGAUUCUCGACCGGCAAAGUCAAUUUCAAAUUAAUAUCAAAGGAUUCGCUAUUGGAAAUGGUUUAGUUGAUGAAGAUCUGGGCACAGAUUCGAUCAUACAAUUCUUGCACAAGCACGGAUUGAUUGAUCAGCUGACCUGGCAAAAGAUUCAACAGCAAUGUUGCCCGAAUGCGAACACUGACGAUUGUCCUUAUCAUAGUUUUACGAAACAAGACCAAUGCGGCAAUUUUGUCAACAAUGCAGCGAACACGGCAUGGGGUGGCGGACUAAACCCAUACAACAUGUACCAAGACUGCACCAAUCAGGGCCAGAUUCCGAAAAGAUUCGCGUUGGAUUUCAAGAAGCGAAUGGGUCGAUUGCCAAAGCCGGAAGAGUUGGGUACUGUGCCCUGUAUGAAUGAGACGGCGGUUACCGUAUAUCUGAAUCGUCGCGAUGUGCGCAGUGUUCUCGGCAUUCCUGGAAUGUUGCCCGACUGGAGCAUUUGCAAUGAUGACCUCAACGAGAACUAUAACCGUCAAUAUGCAACCGUUGGGCCACAAGUGAAAAACGCGAUCACCGCAGGACUUAAGGUAAUGUUGUACUAUGGAGACAUCGAUAUGGCGUGCAAUUUCUUCAUGGGACAGCGAUUUGCCGCAAAUCUUGGACUUAAACAAGUUGCCGCCAAGAAAUCCUAUCACGUGGACGGGCAAGUGGCCGGUUUUGUCACCGAUUGGGGACAGCUGAAAUUUGUCACUGUCAAGGGUGCUGGUCACAUGGUUCCCACCGACAAGCCAUCGGUAGCUUUCCACAUUUUGGACUCCUUCUUGAAUAACAAGAAGUUU
This is a messenger RNA of Mesorhabditis belari, 1347 nucleotides long. The record is from the annotation of a GenBank genome assembly. NCBI's taxonomy places the organism in Eukaryota, Metazoa, Nematoda, Chromadorea, Rhabditida, Rhabditidae.